This is a messenger RNA of Siniperca chuatsi (mandarin fish), 1361 nucleotides long. It is a transcript of the gene msrb1b, whose product is annotated as methionine sulfoxide reductase B1b. The transcript is spliced from 4 exons. The record is from RefSeq and is a predicted model, not a curated record. Lineage: Eukaryota; Metazoa; Chordata; Actinopteri; Centrarchiformes; Sinipercidae. Gene Ontology annotation, molecular function: peptide-methionine (R)-S-oxide reductase activity.
AGGAAUAUCGCAUAGUAAAUCUGUUUUGGGGUAAACUUUCCAUUCAGUGUUGGAUUGAACUUUGGGCCAAUAAAAUGCUUCCAUGGAGUGGUGUACGUCCGCCUGCCUCCUGUUGUCAGACACUGACAUCUAGCGUUAAUGUAGAAAACGGCAGGGGGCGGAGCUCCCGUUAAAUCUCCAGCCAGGAUCGUCACACGAGAGCAGGAAAACAGAAGAGCGUCUGGUCAUCUGUCAUUGCCGUUUGAAGAAAGCCUGAGCCAGAUCAAGAUCUAUUUUACCUUCAGCUGAUCUGUGCGGACACCACAGCAUGUCUUUCUGUCAGUUUUUUGGUGGUGAGGUCUACAAGGAUCAUUUCAAACCAGGCAUGUAUGUGUGCUCCCAGUGUAACCAUCCACUGUUCUCCAGUCGGUCCAAGUUCGCCCACUCGUCUCCCUGGCCAGCUUUCACUGACCCCAUCAGAGAGGACAGCGUCACCAAGAUGAUGGAGACUCUCACUGCCUACAAGGUUCUGUGUGGCAAGUGUGGCAACGGGCUGGGCCAUGAGUUUGUAAAUGACGGCCCGGAUGAAGGAGUCUCACGCUUUUGAAUAUUCAGCCACUCGCUCAAGUUUGUCCCCAGCAAAGGCAAGGACAAGCAGUAAAGUGCGAGGCAUGAAUUUUCACUCCAGCUGCUGUAUCUGCUGCUCAGUCCAGGACCAGUGAACCGGUCGGGUCAGUGGGUGACGUGGACAGGGGAAAGGCCUGAGAGGGACCUCCUGUUCGCUGAAUAAUCUUUGACCAGCUUGUGACACAGUGACAGGACCACACCUCUGCAAAUAUUCCUUUACAAAACAAAAGUUACAUUCCUUGAAUACCUCAUAUUUAAAUACACAUUAAAGCCAUGAUUAUGAUUUUCUCACUCUUGAUAAAAUGUAUCAGUAGAUGCAUGUCAUUUUAGCAAGAAAUUAGGUUUUUCAUGAAUAGAAAGAUGCAUCAACAGUUAAGUUUUAAUUCGGCAGGCACUCGCCAGUUAUUGCUGUUAUCUUUUUCACUAUCUGUUUAAUUUUACAUUAUAUUGCUGUUAUCAUUUAUUCCCAUUUACUUCCCUAAGGUACAUGUAACCAUAUUAUCUAUGCACCGAAGAUGUUCUGUUUUGUAUGUUUAUUUUAACAGUAUACAAUAGCAAAGAAACUGUUAACCAACUGUAUGAAUCAGCUACAGAUACGUUUCGCCUGUGCAAUAAUGCGAAGUGAUCCGUCUCUCAGAACUUUUGUGUAUUUGCAUUUUACUUUGAAAAAAGUCACGUCUGAGAUUUAAUUAUUCUCCAUUGUUAGUGUACUGAUGCUCAUAUGAAGGAAACAACUAAUAAAUUAUAGUUUGAUA